UGCUGAAUUGAUUAUGUGCUCCCUCGGUAUUGGCCAGAUUUUGGAUAACGGGCAACAUCGCCGCAGCGCAUGAAUGCGGCGCGGUCAGAAGUCACCCAAAGGUUGCAGGGUCACCUCCGAUGAAAAGAUGAGGGGAGCUGCUUCUCAUCGCCUCCGAGUUGAGCCGGGACAAAGAUGAGUCGCACAUUGUUGAAAAUGUGGCGCUUUACGUCUUCCCACCUGACCGUGGCAUCUCUGAGCGCUGCGUGAAUGAGGGACGGUGGUAAAUUGACCCACGUCUAGACAAGGAGGACGUAAACAACAUGUUUUGCGAGACGAGCCGUGGCACGCCCCGUGUUUGGGGUUUGCGCUUUACGCGUUUACGUCCCGGACGACUUUUUAUUUUAUUUUACUUUUCACCCUUUGAGUUGUGCACCAAAAACGUGUGCAAAACAUCCAAAAGUACUAUAACCUGUCCCCAAAUUUAAGUCACAACCAACAGCUAUUUGCAAGAAAGCAGCACGCAGCCUUAUUUAUGAAUGACACCUCUAUAAAUGCUGUCUGGACGCAUUUAACAUUGGAUUUCUCACCGGAACGUGUAGCUCCGUGCGCAAGGUUGUUGAGACAGCUUGCAACCACUGCCCCACGUUUUCUUUGAUGUUUUUACAAUGUUUGUCCAGUUGCUUAGCGCAUGGUGCUGCUUCAUAAAAGUUUCAGACACUGGACGACCAUGGGGGCGGUCAGAGUGGGCUGCCCUUUCCACCUCCAUUCACACUCUGAAAGGCUAAUGUUGCGUCUUUCUUUCCCAUUGUGCAGUUUUCGUUCGCUUAUUUCGCCCGUCCGAGGAUGUCGACUUUGCUUACUCUUGCAGGAGUUUUGAUAACCAAGGCGGAUAUUUCAUGCACCUCGGAAGAUUUGGUUUACUUAAUACCGGAAUAUAUUUUGUUCACUAAAUGUCCAGUGCACGGGAGCUCGUCUUGAUCGCUGGACAUACAGCCUUUCUCUCUGCGCACAGCAAACGGACGCUUAUGUUUGGGCACGAAACCGAGGGACCUGUUUGAAAAGCGACAAUAGGCGUCUUCCUUUUCUGAAGGACCCAAAGAGGAAUGGAAUUACUCGGUGGGCGACUCACACAAAAGAGCAACAAUGUAUAAAAUCCCCCCACUACUCUUGGAGUGUAAACAUACAAAGGGUACAAAUUGGCAUAACGCGCACGGCUCAAAUAAACCACCGUUCGGAUGGACACGGGCGUAUUUGUUGGUGCUCCUGGUUUGCGAUUUACUCGAACUUUCUUUGUGUGCAAGUGUGGCAGGGCCCGAUGUUAAGCACGAGGGACUUUGUCCUAACAAGUUGAACUCCAAUCUGUGGGUUGAUGCGCAAAGCACCUGUGAGAGGGAAUGCAGCGUAGACGAGGACUGUGCUGAUUUUGAGAAAUGCUGCACCAACGUGUGUGGCCUCUACAGCUGUGUCGCUGCCCGUUUCUCUGAUGGCACCCCUGCCGGGCCAGGUGGGCAGGGUGGAGGCGACGGAGAUGCUGCCCCCACCUCCACAGCUACAUGUGAGGGCUUUAUCUGCAGCCAGCAGGGAGCCACCUGCGACAUCUGGGACGGACAGCCCAUCUGCAAGUGCCAGGACCGGUGUGAGAAAGAGCCCAACUUCACCUGUGCAUCGGACGGCCUCACAUAUUUCAACCGCUGCUACAUGGACGCAGAAGCCUGCAUCAGGGGCGUCACUAUAACGGUGGUCCCCUGCCGCUUCUACCUUGCUGGGCCCCACACCAGUCCACUGCCUCAAGACACUACAGUUAACCCCACCCCAACAUCCUCCCAAGAGGACCCCUUGCCUCCCACGCUGUACUCCAACCCUCGCCACCAGUCCAUCUAUGUCGGAGGCACAGUCAGUUUCCACUGCGAUGUCAUUGGGGUGCCCAGACCUGAUGUAACGUGGGAAAAGCAGAGUGAGCGACGAGAACGGUUGGUCAUGAGGCCCGACCAGAUGUAUGGCAAUGUGGUCAUCACCAACAUUGGACAGCUGGUCAUUUACAACGCCCAGGUGUGGGACACAGGUAUCUACACUUGUAUUGCACGGAAUACCGCUGGAGUUCUUCAUGCAGACUACCCUCUGUCUGUAAUUCGCCGCGCUGGCGAUGAUUUCUCUGAAGAUCCUGAGAUCCCCAUGGGUCGGCCAUUUUCACCAGCAGACUGCCUGGUUGAGGUAGACUUGAGAGUGUGCAGUGCGGAGCGUCAUGUUGACUGGUAUUAUGACAGCAAGUUGGGCUCCUGCAUGACGUUUAACAGCGGAGGAUGCGAUGACAGCCGCAACCGAUUCGAGACCUACGAGGAAUGUAAGGCCUCGUGUCAGAGAGAGGGGAUGGGGAUCUGCCUCCUACCUGCUGUUCAGGGCCCCUGCAAAUCUUGGGAGGCGCGCUGGGCCUGGAAUUCUGUAAUGAAGCAGUGCCAAGCGUUUGCCUAUGGCGGCUGCCAAGGUAAUGCCAACAGCUUCCGCACUAAAAAGGAGUGUGAGGCAAACUGCCCGCAAGCCAAAAAGAAACCUUGCAGGACCUGUCGGGUGAAGGGGAAAAUGGUGCCCAACUUGUGCCGCAGUGACUUUGCUAUUGUGGGCCGGCUGACAGAGCUGGUUGAGGACCUGGACUCUGGGUUGGCCCGGUUUAGCUUGGAAGAAGUCCUGAGAGAUGAAAAGAUGGGCCUUACUUUCUUUAAUACCAAACACCUAGAGGUGACGAUUGCCAAGAUAGACUGGAGCUGUCCCUGCCCCAACAUCACCAUGGAGGAGAACCCUUUGCUGGUGAUGGGUGUGGUACAGGAUGGCAUUGCCAUCAUCCAAUCAGACAGUUAUGUCAGAGCCAUAACUGAGCGCAGACUCAAGAAGCUGCGAGAUGUUCUGAACAAAAAGACUUGCGAGGCAGUGUAAAGCUAUCAGGACCUUUGGACACAUUUCAAACUACAAACAACAGACUUUAAUAAAAGAACUCAGAUUUAAUAUUCCUUUGCAUCAAAACACAAUACGGCAUGUCAGCGAAGCUAUAAGAGAUCAUUUCUAUGUAUUCAUUUCAGCGCAAGUUUAAAUGCAUUCCAGGUGUGUCAGGAGCCCAUUUAUAGCUGAAUAAUGUUUUAAAAUAAGUUUAAAUAUUGAUUUCUUUUAACAUGUACUCGGUACGUUUGUACUGUGAAAAAUAUGACAGCAGCCUGCAAAAGCUGUAGAUAAAGAAACAUUACUAGGUCUUUAAUACAUGUAUUUUUUCAAUGAAAUGUAAAAUAUAUUCUCGCUUAAUUGUCUCCCUCUGCAAAGCACUUCUGCUAACUUAGCUUCAUGAAUAAAAAAUGAAAUGAAUAGAU
Mugil cephalus (flathead mullet) is the source of this 3335-nucleotide messenger RNA. It is a transcript of the gene wfikkn1, whose product is annotated as WAP, follistatin/kazal, immunoglobulin, kunitz and netrin domain containing 1. Bases 1126 to 2910 code for a protein of 594 amino acids. The transcript is spliced from 2 exons. The record is from RefSeq and is a predicted model, not a curated record. Gene Ontology annotation, cellular component: extracellular region. Gene Ontology annotation, molecular function: serine-type endopeptidase inhibitor activity; protein binding. NCBI's taxonomy places the organism in Eukaryota, Metazoa, Chordata, Actinopteri, Mugiliformes, Mugilidae.